AUGUGGACCUCUUCGAGAACUCGAACGGGAAUCAGGGUGGACGGACAACCGAUAGAACUCGUCGAUGAGUUCUGUUACCUGGGCUGUACGCUGAAGAACAACGGCAGCUACGAGAGAGAUGUUCAGCAAAGAUUCGCUAAGGCCACUUCUGCAUUCAACUCCUUAACGGGAUGCCUGUGGUGGACCCCCAUCACCGACGAAGCCAAGCUGCGAGUUUACCUAUCCGCAAUUCGCCCCAUCAUGAUGUACGGAUUGGGCAGCACCAUCAACGGGAGACCGGCAGAUCGCCUUGUUCAACGAGUUCUGAGGAGUUCGUCUGGUUCGAGCUGGAAGAGGCCACCUGGUCAAAAAUGGAAGUUCUGGACUGAGGUGGUGAAAGAGGACCUGAGCGACGAAUGGAUUGAUUCUGUGCAAGCUCUCGCAGAAGAUCGAGAAGGUUGGGCAGAGCUGUGUUCAAGGACGGCACACCUCGGCGAAGAUGAGGGGGCUCGCGCAUACAAGUCUGAUUGUUACCUGCAAUUGGUGGCCCUGCUUUUACUAAACGCAAUCAGGCACCUGAGUAUACGCAUUGGGAACGUACGAGCUAUAUGA
Molecule: messenger RNA, 591 nt
Organism: Necator americanus (New World hookworm)
Lineage: Eukaryota; Metazoa; Nematoda; Chromadorea; Rhabditida; Ancylostomatidae
Exons: 4
Coding region: 1-591 (196 amino acids)
Source: RefSeq, a predicted model, not a curated record